AUGGAUGGCCUAAGCUUUGCAGAGUUCGAGAGCUCUUCCUUCGACCAGCUGCACUCUCGCGGGUUCGCAGGCGCGAAACAUUGCGAGAAGCUGGCGAAGGAUCUGCAAGAAGGCAAGGGCCUCAAGGAGCUGGUCGGCACCGGCGCCGUGCCCGCGCUGUCCUCGGGCACUCGGGCCCCGGCGCUCGUGGCGGCCGCCCGCGCGCAGCCUUCGGCCGCGCCGCGGGGGGGCCCGCCGCAGGGGUCCCUGCCCCUCAACGACAUGGGGCACAUGCCGGGGAACAGCCGCGUGGAGCACGCGUGGGCGCCGUCGAAGGAGGCGAACGAGCGGGCGAGCAACCAGUUUGCGCUGCCGCAGUCGGUGCCGCCGCGGCAGUCGGCGGCCGCGAGCGCGGGCACCCAGCAGGGCGCCUUCCUGGGCUGGAAGAGCAACUGA
Prorocentrum cordatum is the source of this 435-nucleotide messenger RNA. NCBI's taxonomy places the organism in Eukaryota, Dinophyceae, Prorocentrales, Prorocentraceae. The record is from the annotation of a GenBank genome assembly.